Messenger RNA from Mytilus trossulus (common blue mussel), 1735 nucleotides. Its product is annotated as serine protease HTRA2, mitochondrial-like. The record is from RefSeq and is a predicted model, not a curated record. NCBI's taxonomy places the organism in Eukaryota, Metazoa, Mollusca, Bivalvia, Mytilida, Mytilidae. Bases 257 to 1510 code for a protein of 417 amino acids. The transcript has 8 exons. Gene Ontology annotation, biological process: programmed cell death; proteolysis; positive regulation of apoptotic process. Gene Ontology annotation, molecular function: serine-type endopeptidase activity; protein binding.
UUCGUCCUGAAAUAUUUAACUACUAUUUAGAAUUGUUUACGAUGCAGGGGGAAGAUGGAAUGGCAAACAAUAUAACUUCAAAAUGACAAAAAACGUAAAACCAUAAAACAAUACCAAACCCCAAAGAAAUUAAAAUCUGAAAAACCCUGUAUCAACAAUCAACUGCUGAUCAAAUGACAUGUAAAAAUCAAAAGAUGUAUGAACUAUGAAGUGCUUCAAUGAUUAGAGUCAAUCUGUAAAUAGGAAGGGAGCUAAGAUGUCCAACUUUAGAGUGUUUUCAACCAAAUGUGUCACAUUUUUUAGGAAUACAUUUAUUAAUUCUAACUCAACAACAUUAAGGAGAUCUUUUUCACAAAAGUCUCAUCAUACAUAUUCCAAUCCUGAAAAUAGAAUCAGAUUAACAAAAUUAUUAACACAGAUCUGUGGAGGAUGUAUAGCAUGUGGAUUAUCAGCGUAUGGUUUAAAGGACAGGAAAUUUAUUACAAACAAAUUUAUAGUAAAUGCCUUAGAACCUUCAGAUGAUAAUAUACCCAGAAUGCCUUACAGUUUCCUGGCAGACAUUGUAGAUACAGCACAACCAGCUGUAGUCUAUAUUGAAGUUAACAUACGUAAUCCUUAUGGACAUGGCGUUGUGAAAUCUCAUGGAUCAGGAUUUAUAGUACGUGAGGAUGGACUUGUUCUGACAAAUGCACAUGUGAUAAGCCGACAAUCAGUUGUUGACGUAAAGUUACAGGACGGUCGUGUAGUAAAGGGGCAAGUUCAGGCUGUUGAUUCGGUUACUGAUCUGGCUACUGUUAAAAUAGAUGAAAAAAAUUUGCCUGUGCUAAAAUUAGGAAAGUCUUCAGCCUCAAGACCAGGAGAAUUUGUAUUAGCAAUGGGCAGCCCUUUGACCUUAAACAAUUCUGUGACACAUGGUAUUAUUAGUACUGUUAAUAGAGGCAGCCAGGAAUUGGGAAUGGGAGUUCGUGAUAUGGAGUAUAUACAGACAGAUGCAGUAAUAACGAAAGGAAAUUCUGGAGGACCUUUAGUAAACAUGAAAGGUGAAGCCAUUGGUAUAAAUACACUCAAUGUAAUGGCAGGGAUAUCAUUUGCUAUACCAUCAGAUAGAGCUGCAGAGUUUCUGAGAAAAGCAGAAGAGCUGGAAAAGAGAGCUGCCAACAAAGGCUGGUUUGGUAUGGGAAGUAAAGCUGUUACAACAAGACAGAAUCGUUACAUAGGAAUAACAAUGUUUACACUCUCUCCGGAAUUCUUGUCAGAUUUACAAGCUAGAGUUCCCAACUUUCCACAACACAUAACUUCAGGGGUAUUAGUACCCACUGUUAUACAUGGGUCUCCUGCUCACAGAGCUGGAAUUCAACCUGGCGACGUUAUUGUGAGAAUCAACGAUAAGGAUAUAAAAUCUUCAGCUGAAGUUUAUAAGAUCUUAGAGACAAGUGAAUCUCUCAUUGUACAAGUUUACAGACAUAAUCAGAAAUUUCAGCUUACAAUUACACCCGAUACAAUAGAUUGAUAAUAUAUGUAUUGUAUUUAUUUUCUUUAUAGUAAAACUUGUCUCAUUGGCAAUCAUACAAUAUCUUCCUAUUUUUAUAUGUGAAUUACAUGUCUAAACCAGACAUUCGAUAUACUGUUCACCUGAAGAGCAGCAAUACAAGUACUGUGUAUUAAUUUAUUUUCGUGGGUAUCAAUUUUCGUGGAUUGCUAAAAACUUGUAUUUUCGUGGACAUUUGAUUACAUG